Molecule: messenger RNA, 1614 nt
Organism: Lolium rigidum
Lineage: Eukaryota; Viridiplantae; Streptophyta; Magnoliopsida; Poales; Poaceae
Exons: 7
Coding region: 1-1614 (537 amino acids)
Source: RefSeq, a predicted model, not a curated record
AUGACCUCCGGAACUGCACCAGGGGAGCUCCAAAACAGAACUGCAUGGGUUCGCGUGGUGCGGACGGAGCAGGUCAACACUGUUCCUCGGUUCAACGCGUACAUGCAUGCAGAUGAACGUUGGGCUCCAACUACGAUAAGGAAAAUUCUGGUGGUGUUGCCGCUUCGGUACAGGACGGUGCCUCAUAAGUGCUUCUUGGUGACGAAGAAGAACAUCAUGACAUACCCACGUGCUCUGUCCAUGUUCUUUCUAAACAGGGUGUGUGAGCUCAUCAAGAAAAGGGUUAGAUCGGACCUUGGUUUCAAGGCGAAGUACUUCAAGGAUGUUGUAGAGUCCUUCGUCAAGUAUUGUGGCCGUGUAGUUGCCCCGGAGCAGAUCUACGACCAUCUUAGGCACUGGAGAGCACUAUGGAUUCAUGUGAGCAGGGCCAAAAGGCUUGAGGGAGUGCGCUGGGUGGAAGAGACACCAACAAUCAUGAUGGACGAUGAUGCCUACUUUCCCCACAUCAUGACUCACCCAAGGGACAAUGAUCUCCUCAAGAAGCCUAUAGAGAACUAUGUUCAAAUGUCAACCUCGGAGGCCAUAGAUGGCAAGGGUGACACACGGGGCCUUAACGUGAACGCCACUGGUCGCGAGGAAGAUGCAAUGAGCGAAACCGAGGAUCACACGGCUGAAUUCGUUCCCAGAGAGGAAGAAGGAUAUACGAUGCGUAAUGAACUUGCGGCAAGCAGCCACCGCGAUGGUUCUAUGUACUGGGAUAUGGAUUGGCUUUGGUGGAAACAAGACUUUCGAAUUGUAGACCGUAAUGAGACUAGGUUGGAGGCAAUGAUGUUUUCAAAUCCCACAGAUUGCAUCAUUCACGAUGGAACUUGCAUGAAGCAUUUUCCUCGCGGCAUGCUGCAAGUUUUCUCAUUGGAGCUUGCCAAAAUUCCUAUGAAUGGUGGCUCAGUAGAGCUGUAUGGAUAUGUAGCAAUACGGGAUGAUCUGGAUCCAUUGCUUAAUUAUGUUGUCAAUAUUAGCAGAGAUGAUCCCAUCACUGUGGAGCUGGGUUCUCUCAUCAACAUGGUUGGCCCUAAGCGAGGCAUAGAGAUGAGUGACUUUACUCUAAUCGAAUAUGAUAUGAGGAUCAAGACAGGCGAUCAAGAAAAUGAUGACCUGCAACUGAUCGAUGGUGCAUCACUCAUAGGAGAUGGAGGCCUAUGGAAUCAGCCAUUCAUGCUUGACAUCCGUGGCGGAGAUGGCGCAGUUAACAUGAGUUUAUCACGUCUUUGCAGGGCAGUUGAGGCGACUAUAGAGAUUAUCAUAUUGGAAGUGCGGAGCAAUUUUAAUUUGUCUCUUGGAUGUCUAACUAGUGGGAUAGAUGAGGAUAUCCGGAUCUUCGAUGAUUCCAUCACUGAGUCACGGGUCUUAAGGAGGUUUGUGGUUGCCGCAGUGAAGGACUCUCUGAUAGAUUUGAAAUUCAAGGUGGAAGCUGUGUCAUCCGGUCCAAACCAACAUUGUUGUUCAUUCAAUGCCAAAACCCACGGGCAUGAUACUCAAGAGAUAAAGAUUGAUUUGGCUUUGAUCUCAGUAAAGGUAACUUGGUCAACCUUGCCUUGUGGCUUUCCUGCUUAA